Messenger RNA from Phanerochaete carnosa HHB-10118-sp, 1883 nucleotides. RefSeq lists its product as uncharacterized. Lineage: Eukaryota; Fungi; Basidiomycota; Agaricomycetes; Polyporales; Phanerochaetaceae. The transcript is spliced from 10 exons. Gene Ontology annotation, molecular function: FAD binding. The record is from RefSeq and is a predicted model, not a curated record. The coding region runs from base 128 to 1840 and encodes 570 amino acids.
AUGGUUCGCUUGGGUCUUCCAGGCUUCUUCCUCCCUCCGAUUCUCCUCGGCUUGCUGUCAAGGUUAUAUGAAAUGGCUUGCAUCCCUCAUCAACGGCAGGUACUACUCCGAUUGAGCUCCCUUAAAAAUGUCCUCUCCAGCUGUCCUGAUCGUCGGUGCUGGUCCAUCUGGGCUCGUGCUCGCUCUGACACUGCUCAAGAACGGCGUCCCAGUGCGCAUUAUCGAGAAAGAUGCCAAGCACCACCGUAGCGAACGCGGCCCAGGUGUCAUGCCUCGCACGCUGGAGAUCGAACACUUCCUCGGCGUCGCAGACGAUGUCAAGAAGGCGGCGGCGCGCAGUCCGGUGCUGCAUAUGCAUGACCCCAAAGACCCGUACAAGGUCGUCAAGAGCAUGAAUGUCAUGGAGCAACUUGACCCUACUCCGACCUUCCCUGAGAUGCGCCCAGUACAGCUCGGACAAUGGAAGCACCAGGCUAUUCUCCGCAAAGCUAUUGAGGCACUGGGAUGCAGUGUCGAGCUGGGUACCGCCCUCGAGUCUCUCCAACAGGACGGCGAAAAGAUAGUCACGCAGCUGAUCAAGUCCAUCGACGGAGAGGUCGUACCAGAGAAAGCCAAUUUUGCCUACGCCAUUGGUGCCGACGGCGGACGCAGUACUGUGCGCAAGUCUCUUGGCGUUGAUUUCAUUGGGGAGACCCGUGAGGGAGGUGUGAUGUUCAUAGUUGACUGUGUUGUCGAGGGCAUCGAAGGGAAUAACGAUUUCUACGUCUGGGGAGACACUGCCACCGCUUUUACGGGCAUCGUCCACACGGGACUAGACCAAGAGUUUCAGUUGUUCCUCUCUGGUCCAAAUUUGGAUUACGCUACUUUGAAAGCUGAGUGCAGCCUCGAGGUUCUCCAGAAGGAAUUCAGUAGGGCGUCCGGCCGUAAUGAUCUCGUCAUAAAGGAGAUUACCAGCUGGCAAGGAGAAUGGAGAGCCAAUAUUCGCAUGGCGGAGAAAUUUCAGAUCGGCAGGGUGUUCAUUAUUGGAGAUGCCGCCCAUACGCACUCUCCGACUGGAGGCCAAGGUAUGAAUUCGAGCAUUCAGGACGCAUUCAACCUCGGCUGGAAACUAGCCCUCGCUGUGAAAGGCCAUGCUUCACCCUCCCUGCUGUCCUCCUACGAGGUCGAGCGCAUGCCCGUCAUCUCUACCAUGCUUGAGAUCACCACGGAGUUAUACGACCGCACGUUCAACGCCGAUACGCAACGCAAGCUCGCAGCCGCACGUGCCGCCGAACAGGUCGGCACGGGUGUCCACGAACAGAUCUGGUUCCGCGGCAGGAAGCUGUUCCAGCUUGACGUCAACUACCGCUGGAGCACCGUCGUGCUCGACGAGCGUUUUGCCGGUGGCGAGAGCACGCGUGUCGCGUAUGGCGAGCCGGAGCAGGACGUCCGGGCUGGUGACCGUGCCCCUGACGCGCCUGUGUGCGUCGGCGGGAAGGGCACGCGGCUGUUCGACAUAUUUGGCCCUGACCAUCACAGUGUGCUGCUGUUUGGUGGUGCUGGAGAGACGGAGGCGGGGAUGCUCGACGUUGUCCACGCUGUGCCUUCUGACCUCGUCAAGGUCCUGCUUGUGCUGGCUCCCGGGGAAAUGCCUGCACCUACGGCUUACAGCGGUGUUGACACCGUCAUUGAGGAUAAGAAUGGCUAUACCAGGAAAGGGUACGGUCGGGAUGAGCAGACAAGCCCUGUUGCCGUUGUAGUCCGCCCGGACGGCAUGGUUGGUGCCUUUACCACUUCCGCAGAGGGCUUAGAGAAUUACUUCUCUUUGGUCUUCUCUCGUGCUGGAAAUUCCGUUGGUUAGGUGUUAUAAACGCCUGUAAGUCUGUGUGUGUGUUCGCUAGUUU